AUGAAAGAAGGCAGGACUGGAGACGUCCGAGCCGUCAAGGUCCUGCAUAGGCCAACUGCAUCGAACGAGGGCAAAAUCAAAAUUGAUAUCGGGAGAGAACUCGAGGCCGUCGCUCGCUUCUCUCGGCCGGAAUACGCACGAUGGUUCGUUCGAUCGAGUGGUUGGUUCGAGAGCGACGAUGAUAUUUUCAUCGCCAUGGAACUCAUGCCUUAUGGAAAUCUACAGCAGUACAUUGGCCAGGGACUACCGGAGAAUGAAGUGAAGGUGCUCAUUGCCCAGGUGUUGAAAGGCUUGCAAUGUAUGCAUGCCGCCGGAUAUACUCACAGGGACCUCAAGCCUGCAAAUCUCCUGGUCGCGCAGAAAGGUCCAGCAUGGCAUGUGAAAAUAGCGGACUUUGGGCUAAGCAAAUCAGAGGAUCUCUCCUCACUCCAUACCAACUUCGGCACCUGGGGGUACGUCGCGCCGGAAGUGUUGGGAUUGCAGAUUGAUGAUGCAGAAGACGCAUCUCGUCCUUCAUAUACGAACGCCGUGGACAUAUGGGCCAUCGGGGUGAUCGCCUUCGUCCUCUUGACCGGCGGACUGCCUUUCCCAUCCCAGGACCACCGGCCUUUGGCCAGAUAUGUUCGGGGCCAGGCACCGUUUCCUGCCGAUGUGUUACGUGCGAAGAACAUCAGCGCGGCUGGGUGCGCAUUCGUUGAAAGCCUCAUGGCUCCGAACCCUCUCAUGCGACCAAGCGCCGAGUCAAGUGCUGACAAUGUUUGGCUC
Neohortaea acidophila is the source of this 765-nucleotide messenger RNA. Its product is annotated as kinase-like domain-containing protein. The transcript is spliced from 2 exons. The record is from RefSeq and is a predicted model, not a curated record. The annotation marks the transcript as partial. Gene Ontology annotation, molecular function: ATP binding; protein kinase activity. Lineage: Eukaryota; Fungi; Ascomycota; Dothideomycetes; Mycosphaerellales; Teratosphaeriaceae. Gene Ontology annotation, biological process: protein phosphorylation.